Messenger RNA from Alosa alosa (allis shad), 4438 nucleotides. RefSeq names its product FH2 domain-containing protein 1-like. Lineage: Eukaryota; Metazoa; Chordata; Actinopteri; Clupeiformes; Clupeidae. The record is from RefSeq and is a predicted model, not a curated record.
UUGGGGAUUUCUCCCGGUCAGUAUGGGACGGAAAGUCAACGCGGACUUCACUCAAGCUAUUUACUGAGAGAGCAAAGUAGAGCUCUCCAGCUGAUGGACUUACAUUGAAGUUAAAAAAUAUGGAAUAAUUUCAGGACGCUUUCAACUGAAGGAAAACGUAUUUGGAAACGUCUUUAUCCCACCUGAAAGAUAUCAAACGAAAACCUUGGAAGUAGACAUUGUGUGGGCAGAAGUGGAACCAUACCAGUUGGCUCUGACACCUGUGUUUGUGUUGGUGUUUUUACUGACCCCCUGCCUAACUCCUCUCAUCUUGUGUUACCCCUUUCAUCACCUCCAUCACUUGGUCUGUUUUAGUGGGCUCCCAGCAGAACCCUCAUCCCUCUCUCCCUUUCCAGGCCGUGUGACUCCCCCCUCUAUGCACAUCAGUCUGUGCGUGGCCCCCAAAGAGUCUCGGCCCUUUCAUGGAACUCCGGCCCUUGGGGCCCCCGUGACCCCCACCACCACCACUACUGCUGCUGCUGCUGCUGCUGCUGCUGCUGCUGCUGCCCCCCUCUUGCCCCCUGGUACUCCAUCGGCUCUGGGGCCUCCCCCUCCCCCUCCACCACCUCCUCCUCCUCCUCCGCCCCCACCUCCUCCACCUCUGUCGUCUUCCCCGUCCCUGCUCUCCUCGUCCUCGCCGAUGUCAGCGCUCUCCAGCCUGGAGUGCAAGCGUCGGCAGCGGAUGCGGAAGCUCAACUGGGAGCGGAUCCCACGGGAGCGCGUGGAGGGCCGCCAGAGCGUGUGGAGCGGGCCGGCCGCCGUGCGCGACGAGGAGGACUUCGCACUGGACCUGCGCUCGCUGGACGAGCUGUUCGGCCAGAAGGAGGCACGCGCUACCGAGCGUUCCGGAAGCUUCCGUCGGAGCCUGCUGCGCUGCCGAUCGCCACAGGACACCAGCCUCGACAAGGUGACAAUCCUGGACUCUAAACGGAGCAUGAACGUGGGGAUUUUCCUGCGGCAGUUUAAAACCGCUGCCACGGAGAUUGUGGAUGACAUCAGACAAGGGGCCGGUGGUCGCUAUGGCGCUGAGAAACUGUCCGAACUCCUCAAGCUGUUGCCUGACAGUGACGAGGAGAGCCGUCUGAAGAAGUUCAGUGGGGAGCACAGUUCUCUGGGGGAGCCGGACCUCUUCAUGCUGCUGCUGGUGGAGGUGCCCAGUUUUCGUCUGCGUCUCGACGCCAUGAUUCUGCAGCAGGAGUUUGACCCUGCCGUGACCUCUCUCUGUGUGGCGGCCAGAUGUCUGGAGGAGGCGGCCAGAGAGCUGCUGAGCUGCCCUGAGUUGCACUCGAUCCUGAGGCUGGUGCUGAAGGCGGGGAACUACAUGAAUGCUGGUGGCUAUGCCGGUAAUGCUGCGGGAUUCCGCAUCGCUUCGCUGCUGAAGCUGGCCGACACCAAAGCCAACAAGCCAGGCAUGAACCUGCUCCACUUCGUCGCCAUGGAAGCUGUGAAGAAAGAUGAGUGCUUGUUGUCCUUCCCCGACCGUCUCUCCCACUUGGCCUCUGCCUCAAGGCUGUCAGAGGAGUCAGUGCUGGACGACCUCUGUCGACUCCAAAGCAGGGUGGCGUCGCUGUCACUCAGUGCCCAGAGCCAGCCUGAAAUCCAGCAACACAUGCAGCAAUUCCUCGAGGUGGCGGAGGUGCGUCUGCAGGAGGCUGAGGGGGAGGUGCAGGCCUUGCGCCAGAGCAGCCAGGCCCUGGUGGAGUUCCUCUGUGAGGACGAGACCUCCUUCAAGCUGGAGGAGGCCUGCCGCAUCUUCCACUGUUUCUGCCACCGCUUCCAAAGAGCUGUGCGGGAGAAUGCCGAGCGUGAGCAGGCGGAGCAGAGGCGCGUGGAACGCGAGCGCGAGUGCUCGGAACGCCGGCGCUCCCUGGCGCUGUGCUCCUCUCCCAGCUUCUCCGGAGACUCGGGCCUGGCCGAGAGCUCGACGGACGAUCUGGAGCGCACGCUGGAGCGCAGCCUGAGCCGCAGCGGCAGCACCCGGAGCCGACGCAGCCUGCGCAACUCCACAGACGGGCGCCGCCACUCGCAGUUCACCUUCCCGGGGGACUCGCUCGAACGAGAAGCGCAGGACGCCACGCGCUCCGCCCCACACACACCCUCGCCCACGUUUGAGAGCAGCAUGAGCCCCACGAUGAGCAGGCGAACAGGAAACGUAUAUAACACUGUUAUGCAAUACAUGCUGUCCUCAUCUCAUUCAGUGACUCCACCCUCCACACUGCAGGCAGAUGGCAUGGCAAAUGGACCUACGUUAACACACAGUCGUGAGGCAACAGACCUUGAACACACAUUAAACACACGUGCCAGAGUAAAUCAACACACACUGAACGCUGAUGCACAGAGGACGCUACGUACAGAUAAUGCACAGAUACAGCAGGUGCAGGCUGCUGUUGGCCAGAGUCCUGUUAGUAAUAUGACCACUACAUGCAUGACGAUCGCUAACAGUCCCAGUCGGCUUAGAGGACCUGUGAACUCUCCAGAAAACACCUCAGUGAACCUAUCCCACAAUCCUCUGGGACGGUCUGUGGAUCCCUCAGAAGUUAUUGGACCUACUCUCAAUAACAGCCCCUCCCAUCUCAGUGCCUUACCCUGUCCCCCAGUGACCAGGCCAGUUCAGGAAGCAUCUAGAAGCCUGUCGCCACAUGCCAUGGAAGUCCCAGGUGGUGUUGCAAAUAAGUCUGGUAAGGUGACCGCAUCGAGACCCAACAGCAUCCGAGUGGCCGUUGGCGUGCGUGAGCGUGAACCCCGUACACCAGUGCCCUCCGAAACUGCAGAGGUCGCCCCGUCCUCUCCCGACUGGCCUCGGCCCGUCACCUCGCCCUCCAGGGAGUCCCGCGUGCCUUCCACUCCCUCCCGCCCUCGUCCAGCGUUGGCGGACGAGGCUGACCGCGCAUACCCGCGCGUGGGCGAGACCCUGGAGUGCCACCUGCUGGUGCGCGGGCUCCGCUCGUACGACACCCUGGGCAACCCGGCGCCCAUGCCCUCCCCCCCGACCUCUCCCUCUCCCCUACCCCGGCCGACCCCCGGCCACUGCUCCAAGUGGAAGAAGGAGAGGGAGGCCGAGGAGAGGGACGGCGCGCUCUCUCCGUCCUCUUCGUCCGCCUCCUCCGUCGCCCACGCAAAAGACGACCCGCAGGGCAGCAAGACGGCAGUCGCAGCCCGCGGGCCCAAGAGGGGGUUGUCGGCACUACGCUCGGCGCCUCCUAGCAGUUCAGCCAGCCCGAGAGUUCGCUCCAAACCCGGGCCGGCUCCUUCGGACUCCCCAGCGACCUCCCGCGCAUCCCGCAUCACCCCGCCUCGCUCCUCUUCCCUGCGCUCCUCCCCCAUCACGCGGCCGACGGCUGCCCCCGCCCAGAUUCGUCGUAGCGGCAGCGCCAAGGAAACCGCCGGCCCCACCACGGGUCAGCCCGUCCGCCGCGCGCCUGACAGGGCCCCGGAGAGAGAUCAUCCUCUGGCAGGCGAGAGGGAGAAACCCACGGCCGCCGCCGGUCGCGAGACGUUCGUCCGUGGCUCCCCGCUGCGGGUGUCCAAGCGCGUGGCGCCUCACGGCGAGGCCACGACGGCGACGCAGACGCGUGGUGGAGCCCACAGUCCCUCGUCCUCCUCCAGCACGCCCAAGAACAUCCGCACCACCGUCAUCUCCGCUGCUCGCGCCAAGACCACCAAAACAGAGACAUCCGUGCCCAAGGCCACCGCCGCUGCCGGCACACGCAUCCCUGGAUCCAAGAUGCCGCGUGCUGCACCCACGUGGAAGUGAACAUGCAACAAGAUAUGAAAGACAUUUACACAUUCAGAUGCACCUGCACAUUCAGCCGUAUUAUGUGCCUGUGCAGGUGAAUUAGGGAUUGUCAACAGGACAUUGUGCAUGUUUUUGUAUGACAGUUGGAGCACAUUCAGACUCCAUUGCCUCUUGCCUCCUCAAUUGCCUCUCUUCUCUUUGUCUGACAUUUCUCUCCUGGACAGUCAAUGUUUCAGGAGUAAGUCCGAGUUAGCCUAGCUUUUGAUCUUUAUCUGCAUAGUCUGUUGAAACUGAAGAGAACUGGCAUCAUAAGUUCCACCUCCACAACGCUGAGGUCUUUUUGGAGAGAUUUCAGUAGGGCUUCCCCUAUAAGGGGGAUGCUACUCUACCAUACCAGUUUACUCCAGAGGAAUCAACUGCCAUAUUUAAUUGUUUUCCAAACAUGUCUCUGGUAAUCAGAUAUACAGGUUCAUCAUGAAAGACACUGUUUUCAUAUUCAACAAGUGACCAAAUAGGUUGCUCAAAUGCGUCUGUGUAUGUUUUUUUUAUAUCCGUGGCUGAAUUUCAUUAGGCUAGCUGUCACUGCCAUGUUUAUACUGUAUAAUGUCCAUUCUGGCCUUGUGUCUUUUGCAUGUAUUUGACCGUGUGUGUGUGUGUGUGUGU